Molecule: messenger RNA, 1843 nt
Organism: Alosa alosa (allis shad)
Lineage: Eukaryota; Metazoa; Chordata; Actinopteri; Clupeiformes; Clupeidae
Exons: 11
Coding region: 122-1681 (519 amino acids)
Biological process (GO): positive regulation of neuron differentiation; negative regulation of Notch signaling pathway
Cellular component (GO): nucleus; nucleoplasm
Molecular function (GO): transcription corepressor activity; DNA binding
Source: RefSeq, a predicted model, not a curated record
GCAACUUCUAAAUGGCGGCCAUAUUGAAAAUUUCUUCUCUGGCUACACAGGAAGCUGCGUUCCCUUGCAGAAUUGGAUAUAGAAUCAAUCAACAACAACAAUAUAGCAAAACGUAGUCAUCAUGGCGCCCAGUGAUGUUGACUAUGCCCUACAAACGUUGGUGUCGAAAAUAAAAGAGAGAGAGUUGGAGUCACAACGGGCACUGAGCGAACACGAUGUGGCGAACAGACUCCUGAAAUUGCAGCUUCAGGAACUACAGAAAAAACUAAAUGAAAAGGAGAGCCAGUUAGCGGAUGCCAAUGAGACGAUUCGUGCUCUGAGGAGUGUGACGCAGAUCAUCACUGGUCUGCAGGACGAGAUCAGGGCCCUGCGUACACAGCUGCGGACGUCCCACGCUCAUAAACAUCGACUAGUCACCACACCCAAGAAGAACCCAGCAACCCGCUCCACUUCAAACACAACUCAGGCAUCUGAUAACCUGUCCUGUCACACUCUUCACCCCACUGAGACUGGACCCACAUGUUCAGACUACAUUUCCCAGAAUUCCUCUCAAGAAUGCACCCUUCUGAAACUCAUCUCUGAUUGUGGAAGGACAACCGAUGUGGCUGUUCCAGGGGUCAAACAGGAGGAGCAGGAAGUUUUAAUGGAUGAAGGGGAAGGAGGAGGGCACGAGGACAGGGAGACCGAGGGGCAGGUCCCUGAUGAGUCGCUGAAGGUGGAGAACAGCGAGUGGGACGGGGGCUUUGAAAAUAGCCAUGCAGAAGAGGCCCAGACUGUCCACAGUGCGAAACAAACUGUUGAGAUUCUGAAGGGGAAGAUCCUGAAUCUAGAGGGAAAAGUGGAGUCUUUGACCGAAGAGAGAAAUUUCCUUCGUGAAGGACUGGAGGGUGCCCUAAAAUUGAAAGCUGAAGUUGGUGAACCAUCUCAGCAGCCUUCAAAUCAAACCAUCUCCGAUAUAUCUUCAGACUCAGCCGAAACAUCAGAGUUCGAGCCCUUGCCAAAGAAAAAGAAGAAGGACAGAAGAGAGACUGCUGUGGUGCAGAAUGCAGCCCAAUCUCGGAAAAGGCUGCUGUUGGAGACUCCUCUAAACAGCCAUUCAGGAAGUGUGACCCUGAUAGACACAGUCAGCGAUAAAAGUGAAGAAGAGAGUGACGAGAGCGUGGUGCUACCUCCGAGUAAAAGAGCUACGCUAAACGACGAUAUUGUUACAGCUUUCAAAGAGUGGCCCAGUUUCGUGAAAACGCUAAAAGACCUGGUCACAGCCAUGAAAAUACCAUCUGCCUCACCUGUUUUACCACUGGACAUAUCUUUUAGCGAACCCCCAGUCUCCACUCCUACAAGAGAAAUGGUUCAGCUGCCUGGAGGUCUGUCUAUUCCAAAAAGAAUGUAUGACCGUCUGUCUCGGUCAAAAAUGAGCCUUUUUGCGCAGGAGUUGGCUGUGGUUAUAUUUGGAAGAGACACCUUAGCAAAGUGUAGCCUGACAGGACGAAAAACAAACAAAAGCCCUCUGGACCCUGCUAAAGUGAAUGCAAUUAUUGAUGCUGUCAUUGGACACUUCCCUGGAACCUCACCAUCCGAAAUCAGAGCUGUCCUCCGUCGGAAAUGUAACAACGAAAGUUUUGCUCUUAAGGGGCAAAGUGUAGAUAUGGAAGUAAGGCCCGGCCGAAGUUUUUUCAACUGAUACUGAUUAUGAUAUUUGAGGACUGAGGAUGAUGCUGAUUGCAUGGGACCAGGCUGUUAAAAAAAGAAAUCUGUUUUUUUUCAAUAUGUCAUCUGCUGUAGGCUACCAGGUUUCAGCAAUGUUUUUGCAAUCUUUAGAAUAAAGUGUUUUUUUUGCUGGAAA